AUGUCUUCGAAGACUGCAUACUUUCUGGUGGCCCUCCUAGCCAUACUUUGCCUGGUGCAACAAUUUGAAAGCACAUCAGCCGCAUAUUUGCAACACACACGCCGCACGCCGUUGAGUCGUGAGGAAGUUGCAGCUAUAAGGCAAUUGCAGCGCAUUACCAAUAAUCAGUUGAACUACAAUAAUCGAGACAACGAAGAGGAAGAUGUCGAUGAUGAUGAUGAUGGCGAUGACUAUGAUGAUGAUGGCGAUGACUAUGAUGAGGAUGAGGAUGACUCUGAUGAGGAUGAGGAUGACUCUGAGGAUGAAGAUGAAGAUGAGAAUGCGGAGGAUGGAAAUGAUAAUGAAGCUAAUGAAGAUGCCGAAGACAGUCAAGCUCUAAGAGACGAGAAUGCUGAGAAUUCAGCACAAACGAGUGAACAAAAUAAAGCUGAAGGCGCAGAGGGUGAACUAGUCAAAGCUGAAAAGGGCACAGUUGAUAAAGCAAAUAAGGGAAGUAAGAAGCGUAAGGGAAGUAAAAAAGUAAAAAGUAAAGUUCGUAAAGGUCGUAGAGGUCGUAAAAAUCGUAAAGGACGUAAGGGGCGAAAGGGGCGCAAGGGAAGUAAAGGCAAAAAGGGCAAGCGUAGCCAACGCAAAAAGAAAGGCAAUUCUGGUUAA
Molecule: messenger RNA, 654 nt
Organism: Anastrepha ludens (Mexican fruit fly)
Lineage: Eukaryota; Metazoa; Arthropoda; Insecta; Diptera; Tephritidae
Exons: 1
Coding region: 1-654 (217 amino acids)
Source: RefSeq, a predicted model, not a curated record